Chara braunii is the source of this 1231-nucleotide messenger RNA. The record is from the annotation of a GenBank genome assembly. NCBI's taxonomy places the organism in Eukaryota, Viridiplantae, Streptophyta, Charophyceae, Charales, Characeae.
GCAAGGAGGCUGGAUGAUUACCCGCGAAGCCCUCACUAUGAGGCCGAUCGCAGUAGAGGCGACUCCCGCGGCUGAUGGGAGACAGAUCAGGGCCGACGAGAUGGAUAUAGGGACGACAGAUACGAGAGAUCAGACCGAGAUGGAUAUAGGGACGGCAGAUACGAGAGAUCGGACCGAGACGAAUGUAGGGACGACAGAUAUGAGAGAUCGGGUCGAGAUGGCUACAGAGGUGGUAGGUAUGAAAGAGGAGAUCGGGAUUGGGAACAACGAGAUGGGUCGUGUGGACGGUUUGAGCGAGGGGGAGAUACGAGAGAGCAGCGCGACGAGUCGCGGGGGUGGUACAACCGAGGGGACCGACGCGAUGAGUCACGAGGGCGAUAUGACUCGGGGGACCGCCGGAAUGAUUCGCGAGGGCGGUAUGAGCAAGGAGGGUCUGGAGGAGACCGCCGCAACGAUUCGCGCGGUCGGAAUGAGAGAGGGGGAUAUGGCGUCUCAUCAGAACCAUAUCCGAAAUGAUCUCGGAGAUGUAUCGAUGUUCCCUUCGAUGAAGGAGAAUGUCGAAGCAAGGAGAAUAAAGACGAGUAAAGGAAUGGAGCCGGUCAGGAGCCAGAGCAUCAAGAUAAUCUUUGAGGGGGAUAUCGCGACCACACCCAUAAGGGUAGCAGCCACCAAGUCGGCAAGAGGGUCUACAUCGAAGAAGACUGACACGGAUUACGUGAUGACGGAGAAGGACGGACAGUGGGUCGAUGGAGAGGAGGUUAUCCUUUCGCCGCGAAAAAGGGGAGUGAAUAAGUUUUUAAUGAAGAGUUCGCUGGACGAGAUUGACAUGGUUGAGCCACUGAGGCGGGCCCUUCGGCAACCAACGCAGUGCUCUAUUCUGGAGUACCUGGCGGCAUCGAAGCCGGCUCGUGAUGAAUUACAGAUUAUUACGCGGAAGACUCGCAUACCUCUAUCAGAGGAGGGUCAGGGGGCCCCUGAAGCGGAAGCUUCUACAGUAGCGGUAACGGGGGUGACUGCCAGAGCGGAUCACAUGGCGACAGUCCUUCUCGAUGGGAUGGAAGGUGUGUCUUCAGACAAGUUCUAUAUACUUGGUAGCGGGGCCGUGGAAACGAUUAUAACGAUGGAGCGAUACUUGAUGCUGUGAUUGAUAACGGCAGUGAGGCUGUCAUCAUAGACGUGGACCUGGCAGUACAAGUUGGACUGGGCCUCGAUAGGUCAUACCUAUUCGAGA